CUUCAUCUUAGCUGUGCUACUAAGGAUGGAGAGAUUGGGGAUUCAGACGGCUGCUGGGAAAGCAAAGCUGGUUGGGACGUCCAUUUGUAUAGGAGGGGCAAUGGUACUGACAUUCUAUAAAGGACCUGAGGUCAUCUUUUGGACAACGAAUAUUGACCUCACACGUGGAUUUGGGCAUGGAACAACCAAACCACCACAAGCUAGUAAUAGAGCAUUGGGGUUAAUCUUAGCCCUUUGUUGUUGUUUGUGUUAUUCACUCUGGUUAAUUGUUCAGGCUAAGAUGAGCCAAUCGUACCCUUGUCCCCUAUCAAGCACGGCUCUGAUGUGUUUGAUGGGGUCAAUACAAAGUGUCAUAUUCGUUAUGUGUGUUGAUCAUAAGUGGGAGGAGUGGAAGCUUGGAUGGAAUAUCAGGCUUUUGUCUGCAGCUUACGCAGGAAUACUAGCCUCAGGAUUGAUGUUUGCAUUGAUAGCUUGGGGUGUAAAGGCAAGAGGUCCAUUGUUUGUAUCAGUAUUCAGCCCUUUGAUGCUUUUGAUGGUGGCAAUCAUGGGUUCUUUGUUCCUCGGAGAGAAGCUACAUAUUGGAAGUUUGGUAGGAGCAGCACUAAUAGUGGUGGGGUUAUAUUCGGUGUUGUGGGGGAAAGGGAAGGAGGCGAAGAGGAUGACGCCUCAGCUCAAGCCAUCUAAGAGCUCUAGAGAUGGAGAGCGUAUCGAAGUGGUUGUCACUAUCAAAGCCUCUUCUUCACUCGCUAGUACUGAUGCCAACAACAACAACAAUAACUUGUUAUCAACUGCUCCUCCUAAAUCGGCCACUAUACCCUUAGCAUCAACACCAUUGUAACUUUUAUAGCAACAACAAUAAUAGUAACAGCAAGCGAUGAAGACGAAGAGGAGUAAGAUGGUGCCAUGGAGCAUUGGUAGAUGUUUAUGAGUUAAUCAAUUCGGUAUCACAUUUUGGCAAGUGUAGCAACUUCAGAAUAGGUAUGCUAGUGGGUUACCUUGGAAACCUUGGAA
Molecule: messenger RNA, 1011 nt
Organism: Macadamia integrifolia
Lineage: Eukaryota; Viridiplantae; Streptophyta; Magnoliopsida; Proteales; Proteaceae
Product: WAT1-related protein At1g09380-like
Exons: 5
Coding region: 26-838 (270 amino acids)
Cellular component (GO): plasma membrane
Molecular function (GO): transmembrane transporter activity
Source: RefSeq, a predicted model, not a curated record